AUGUCAAGAAUGGUUAAUUUAUCAAGGAUAUUUAUAAAUGGUGGAAUUAUUAAUAGUAAAAAUGAAAACCUAAAAUAUAAUAGUAAUAAUAAUAAUUUUGGUAGUAGAUGUUUCCGACAACAACAACAAAAUAAUAAUAGUAAUAAUAGAAAAAGUAAUAGCGGAGGAAUAAAAUAUUUUAGUUCUCCUUCAACUAUUUAUAUUAUUUUGGUGAUUGCCUAUCUCAUUUACAAUAUUGAAGUUGUAAAUGCUGCUGGUCAAUGUACAGCUGAAAAGACUUGUUCUGGACUUGGUGAUUCUUGUACAGCCGAUCAUUAUUAUAGACAGACAAAUGAUACAAAAGCAUUAACAUGUAAUAGAGGAUUAUAUUGUUCCCAACAAAAUGUUUGUUUACAAGCAGCAAUGAGAUAUGAAAAGUGUUCGACUGAUCCAACUGGAACUCCAUGUUUCCAAUAUUUGACUUGUCGUAGUGGUGGUGGUAAUAAUGCUGGAGAUUAUACAUGCCAAGAAUAUCAAUAUGGUGCAUACAAUGAUCAUUGUUUGGAUGAUAGUCAAUGUCUUGACGGUCUGCACUGUUACAAUCUAUUUUGUAAAUGGAGAGUUGACAGAUGUACACAAGACUAUGAAUGUGACUAUCAUCGUUAUUGUAACAUUGCACCUGACAGUUCACACGGUAACUGUCAAGUUCAAAAGGAUGAAGGACAUGUUUGCAAUCGUGACGGUGUCUGUAAAAAGUACACCCAAUGUGUAGCCGAUAGCAACAAUGAAAAGAAGUGCACUAAAAUCUUUAGUGGUGGCAUUGGAGAGAAUUGUACACACAUUGACACCUACUCUACAUGCAAGAUGCAAGACAACCUAAUCUGUGACGAGACGACAUUCAAGUGUGUGAGAGCUCCUGAACAGACCGUAGGUGACUGUACAGGUGCUGCAGUGUCUUGCAAAUCGACAGAGACCUGUUAUUGUGACCAAUUGCUUGGCACUGCAAACAGCACUGGAACAUGUUACAUUAAUCCUUACCGUGGUGGACAACAACACAAUAUCUGUCAACAAGCCAUCUAUGCCCUGCGAGUAUGUCUGUACUCCCAUGAAUGUAAGACUGUCAACCCUGCACCAUCAUCCUGUCUCAUGGCAUACUGUGCAGAGAAACAUUGCAAUAUGAUUGAAGCAUGUCAGUUGAACAAGUUUGGUAACUCUAAUUGUAAUAUCUAUACUGAUGAAUGUAUUCAAUGGAGAAUAACUGGUUCUGCCUCAACUAUCUCCAAAGUAUCCUUGUUAUCAUUAUUAUCAUUAUUAUUAUUACUAUAA
Cavenderia fasciculata is the source of this 1305-nucleotide messenger RNA. RefSeq lists its product as uncharacterized. Lineage: Eukaryota; Evosea; Eumycetozoa; Acytosteliales; Cavenderiaceae. The coding region runs from base 1 to 1305 and encodes 434 amino acids. The record is from RefSeq and is a predicted model, not a curated record. The transcript has 2 exons.